AUGGUCAAAUCCAGCACACCUAUAUGGGUUUUGUUGUUUUCGUUCAUGUUUGGAUUUGAAAGACCUCGUUUACUGUUGGUGGCAAUUAUUGUGGUAAUGGUAGCUGGUGUCAUAUUGACUGUGGAGGGAGAAACAAAGUUUGAUCCAGUGGGGUUUGCGUUGGUAUUGAUUGCUUCGAUUGUAUCCGGCUUACGGUGGAGCAUGACACAGCUGUUAUUGCAGCAUGAAAACAUGGGCAUCAGCAAUCCUAUUGCUACAUUGUACCAUUUGACGCCUGUGAUGUUUGUUACAAUGUUUACACUUAGCUUGGUAUUCGAACACCCAUUAGAUCAAUUCCAGCAUUCGAAACACUUUGACACAGUAUCACAUAUCAUCGAGUCAUUUGGACUUAUGUCAAUUGGCGGGCUCUUGGCGUUUGCAAUGACUUUGGCUGAGCUGUAUCUCAUCAAGAGUACAAAUACGGUGACAUUGAGUGUCGCAGGGAUCAGUAAAGAGAUUGUUGUUAUUAUGCUCUCUGUGAUGAUAUACGGAGAUGUCUUGACACCUAAAAACGUGUUGGGUUUGCUUGUUUCCAUCAUUGGCAUUGUUGCUUACAAUUACUACAAGCUAUCCAAGGAAAACGGCUCAGAGAAAGGGCACUACCAGAUGAUUCCGAUGCACUCAUCUUCAUCCAAUAGCAAUUUAAACAGCUCUUCCACAAGCAGCUUAACCACUAGGAAUCUAAGAGAUUGA
Messenger RNA from Mucor velutinosus, 732 nucleotides. RefSeq lists its product as uncharacterized. The transcript has 3 exons. Lineage: Eukaryota; Fungi; Mucoromycota; Mucoromycetes; Mucorales; Mucoraceae. The record is from RefSeq and is a predicted model, not a curated record. Bases 1 to 732 code for a protein of 243 amino acids. Gene Ontology annotation, molecular function: antiporter activity. Gene Ontology annotation, cellular component: cis-Golgi network; Golgi apparatus; endoplasmic reticulum-Golgi intermediate compartment. Gene Ontology annotation, biological process: UDP-glucose transmembrane transport.